Messenger RNA from Metschnikowia bicuspidata var. bicuspidata NRRL YB-4993, 987 nucleotides. Its product is annotated as amidase. Gene Ontology annotation, molecular function: protein-N-terminal glutamine amidohydrolase activity; protein-N-terminal asparagine amidohydrolase activity. Bases 1 to 987 code for a protein of 328 amino acids. Lineage: Eukaryota; Fungi; Ascomycota; Pichiomycetes; Serinales; Metschnikowiaceae. The transcript has a single exon. Gene Ontology annotation, biological process: protein catabolic process. The record is from RefSeq and is a predicted model, not a curated record.
AUGAGGCUCAGAAUCGCGUGUCUUCAGUUGAACCCACUUUUGGGUAAGGUGGAAGCCAAUGUGGCGAAAAUCAACCGCAUGAUGGCGGAUUGUCAGAAGGAAAUCGAUCUUUUGGUACUUCCGGAACUCGCAGUGACCGGCUACAACUUCAAGCUGGCUAAAGAAAUCGAGCCUUAUCUCGAAAAAUCCGGCGAGGGGGCUUCUUUCAAAAUUGCCAGGUUGCUCUCCCAGAAGUUUAAAUGCACUACAGUGAUAGGGUACCCUGAGAAAUUUGGGUCCUUCACGUAUAACUCUGCAUUGGUGGUGGAUGAAAAAGGAUAUGUAGUUUCAAACUACCGCAAGUCACAUCUCUAUGAAACAGACGAAGCCUGGGGCUGUUCAGAAAAUCCUGUGCGUGGGUUUCCUCCGUUCACGCUUCUGUUGCCUGACAAAACUGGGGCGAAAGGUGAGAAAGUGGGCCUGGUGACAGCAAAUAUUGGCAUCUGCAUGGACAUGAAUCCGUACCAGUUCAAAGCGGAUUUCAAUGAGUUCGAGUUUUCAAUGAACUGCUGGAAAAAUGACGCGUCUUUAAUCAUCGUUCCCACCGCGUGGCUUUCCUCGGAUUCUCCGUCCAUCCAGGAAGGUUUAUCGGAGAUAGAAAAGGCAAAUAAGGCAGCGCUUUACCAAGACCAGAUCGCUGCCAACUCCUUGGGAAACGCGGGAGUACCCACGCAGUCGCUAGUGGAUUACUGGAUUGUGCGGCUCUUUCCUUUUUUGGCCCACCCAUAUAACGGGCUUCCGAGGAAAACAAAGCGCACCACAGUUGUCAUUUGCAACCGUGUCGGUAUAGAGGAUCAGGUCUUGUAUGGUGGCUCUUCCAGCAUCAUGCAAUUCGAUCCUUUGAAAGGAGAGAGCGAUGCGCUUGAUGCUUCCAAUCCCAGUGUGGAUGUAGUGGCUUCGGCGGGCUGGGCCUCGGAAGAAAUGAUAUACCACGAAGUGGAGAUAUAA